Molecule: messenger RNA, 1121 nt
Organism: Trametes versicolor FP-101664 SS1
Lineage: Eukaryota; Fungi; Basidiomycota; Agaricomycetes; Polyporales; Polyporaceae
Product: cyclophilin
Exons: 5
Coding region: 57-617 (186 amino acids)
Biological process (GO): protein peptidyl-prolyl isomerization
Molecular function (GO): peptidyl-prolyl cis-trans isomerase activity
Source: RefSeq, a predicted model, not a curated record
CCGCCUCAGUCUCCGCUCUCCACACAACAAAUCUCCUCGUGCCGCACUUCAUCCCCAUGGCCACUCAUGACUCCUUUCGCUCUCCCUCCUCCCGCAACUCACGCACAUCUCGUUCCCCGACCGGCCCGAACGUCUUUUUCGACAUCGAAAUCGACGGCGUCCCUGCUGGCCGCAUCGUCUUCAGGCUCUUCGACGAUGUCUGUCCGGUCACUGCCCGUAACUUCCGCGAGCUUGCCACUGGCGAGAACGGCUAUGGCUAUGCCAACUCGUACAUUCACCGCGUCGUCCCCAAUUUCAUGAUUCAGGGUGGGGAUAUCGUCGACGGCAACGGUACGACCGGCCGGUCCAUCUACGGGCCUACCUUUCCCGACGAGAACUUUCGCCUCUCGCACGAUCGCCAGGGUCUCCUCUCCAUGGCCAACCGUGGCCCAAACUCAAAUUCGUCCCAGUUCUUCAUCACGACCGUACCCGCGUCGUGGUGUGACCGGCGGAACGUCGUGUUCGGCGAGGUCAUCCGGGGCAUGGACAUCGUCCGCAAAGUCGAGAGCUACGCGUCCGACCACAUCCUAUAUAAGCCCUCCGUCGACAUCCUCAUCGCCGCCUGCGGCACCUUAUAACGGGCCCGGGCCCCGCCUCCACCCCUCCCCGUCUGCGUCUCCCCCUCUCGCCGUCCUCACACUCACACUCACACUAUUGUCGCCGCCGCCAUCAUGACCGCCGCUGCUGCCGCUCCGAGCUGGGAGGCCGGGGAGGGUGGGGCAGUCGGCCAUCUCCGCCCAGGGGCGGAGCGCACCCCAGGCCGGGACGCCCUCCCGAGUCCCGACCUACCGAUCUGUCACCCCCGCCACGCCACGCCCUGCCCUGUCGCCCGCUCGGGCCCUAUACACGCGCGUAUGCAGCGCCAGCACGCACACCGCCAGCACCCUAUCAUGCCGCCGUGUGCGCCUGCCGCGCGCGCACAACCUCCGCGCCUGUCUCCCUGCGCGCUGCUGCCGCUGCAAAAUCGGCUGGCCGUCGUUGGCGGUGUGGAGGAGGGUGGGCGGCGCCGCUGAAGUAUAUUUAAGUAGCCGUAUCUAGUAGCGUCCUAAUACCAUGCCUGUGCCGCUUCCGGCCGUCCUCGC